AUGAAAGAAUUGGCUCUACCUUUAAAAGGAUACAUGGAAAGUUUUCGUAGGAAAAUACCCUCUAAGUACGAAGAGGGAAAAGUUGAUGUCCUGAGGAAGAAUGUGUUAUCUGGCGGAAAGGAACAUGCUUCUCUCUGUGCUAAGGCAUUGAAAGAGCGAGAAGUAGAAGAACGCUUGAACAAAGUUGUGGAGAAGCUUGAAUUGGUAUUCCAGCUACAAGGAAUGACUAAGUCUAAAUUUUCUUACGAUCUUCUUCAUCUUGAUGGUCUGUUUGCAUAUGAGAGCCAAAGGUGUGAGAUGAAUAAUGUAAUGCUUAAAAUGGAAGCUGCAACGGUGCUGAUUCAGACGAGAAUUGGUUGGGUUACGGAGAAGAAGAUCAGAGACAGAGAAACACUUUUCAUUUCUUUGAUCAAGCUUUUGCUUCUCUUCAAUGGCGUAUAA
Molecule: messenger RNA, 441 nt
Organism: Microthlaspi erraticum
Lineage: Eukaryota; Viridiplantae; Streptophyta; Magnoliopsida; Brassicales; Brassicaceae
Source: the annotation of a GenBank genome assembly